CGGCAGGGUCUUCGGCGUGAGCUGGCCACCUCUGUCAUAGCUGUCUUCGUGGCCAAGGACGACAUCGGCAUCAGCGGCGUCAUCGGAUCAGCAAUCUUCAAUAUCAUGUUUGUGGUGAGUGUGUGCGCCCUCUUCGCCGGCCACGUCAUAACCCUCAACUGGUGGCCGCUUCUACGAGACUCAACCUUCUACUGCAUCUCAAUCUGCGCUCUGCUCCUGACAAUCUACGACGAGGAUGUGACGUGGUACGAGUCUCUGUUCCUGCUGACGCUGUAUGGGCUCUAUAUCUUCAUGAUGUGCCACAAUUCCCGCCUGGAGGAGUGGGCCAACACCCUUAACGUACCCUUCAAGACUGCCACCAAGGAGGAGAAAUCAUCGCUUUUCGGAACCAAGCCUGUCCCGCCCGUGACCGAGGGGGGAGCUGCUGGUGCUGGUGCUGGUGGUGGUGGUGGAGGUGUUGGUGGUGGUGUUGGUGGUGAUGUGGAGGGUGGUGGUCCUGGUGGUGGUGGUGUUGGUGGUGGUGUUGACGGACAGCAAGGUGGUACAUCUCCUUGUCCUCGCCGCACGAACCCUCGCCAGGAAGUUCAUCAUGAAUAG
This is a messenger RNA of Eriocheir sinensis (Chinese mitten crab), 597 nucleotides long. RefSeq names its product probable sodium/potassium/calcium exchanger CG1090. Gene Ontology annotation, biological process: calcium ion transmembrane transport; intracellular calcium ion homeostasis. The transcript has 4 exons. Lineage: Eukaryota; Metazoa; Arthropoda; Malacostraca; Decapoda; Varunidae. The record is from RefSeq and is a predicted model, not a curated record. Gene Ontology annotation, cellular component: membrane. Gene Ontology annotation, molecular function: calcium, potassium:sodium antiporter activity; calcium channel activity. The coding region runs from base 106 to 597 and encodes 163 amino acids.